AUGGCUCCCAUCACGGACGAGGUCGUCAACGGCCUGAAGGACACUAUCGGAAAGCUGGAGGCUCGUGUUGAGGAGUUGGAGGGCCGCCUCAGCAACCAGGUCAAGCCCAAGUCGGUUGCUGAGCAGAUGCGCAUCAUCCUGAUGGGACCUCCUGGUGCCGGCAAGGGUACCCAGGCUCCCCGCCUGAAGGAGAAGUACUGUGUCUGCCACUUGGCCACCGGUGACAUGCUGCGCUCCCAGGUCGCCAAGAAGACCGCAUUGGGCAAGGAGGCUAAGAAGAUCAUGGAUCAGGGUGGUCUGGUCAGCGAUGAGAUCAUGGUCAACAUGAUCCAGAGCGAGCUUGACAACAACUCCGAGUGCAAGAACGGAUUCAUCCUGGAUGGUUUCCCUCGUACCGUUGCCCAGGCUGAGCGUCUGGACGACAUGCUUAACGCUCGCCAGCAGAAGCUCCAGCACGCUGUUGAGCUCCAGAUUGACGAUGCCCUUCUGGUGGCCCGUAUCACCGGACGUCUCGUCCACCCGGCUUCCGGCCGCUCCUACCACAAGAUCUUCAACCCCCCCAAGGAGGAGAUGAAGGAUGACGUUACUGGCGAGCCCCUCAUCCAGCGUUCCGACGACAACGCCGAUACUCUCAAGAAGCGUCUCGGCACCUACCACGCCCAGACCGCUCCCGUUGUCGAUUACUACAAGAAGACCGGUAUCUGGCGCGGCAUUGACGCCAGCCAGGAGCCUGGCCAGGUCUGGAAGAGCCUGCUCGGUGUUUUCCGCCAGAACUAG
Aspergillus tubingensis is the source of this 777-nucleotide messenger RNA. It is a transcript of the gene adk1, whose product is annotated as adenylate kinase ADK1. NCBI's taxonomy places the organism in Eukaryota, Fungi, Ascomycota, Eurotiomycetes, Eurotiales, Aspergillaceae. The record is from RefSeq and is a predicted model, not a curated record. The transcript is spliced from 4 exons. Gene Ontology annotation, biological process: ADP biosynthetic process. Bases 1 to 777 code for a protein of 258 amino acids. Gene Ontology annotation, cellular component: cytoplasm; mitochondrion. Gene Ontology annotation, molecular function: ATP binding; AMP kinase activity.